Molecule: messenger RNA, 1566 nt
Organism: Cynocephalus volans (Philippine flying lemur)
Lineage: Eukaryota; Metazoa; Chordata; Mammalia; Dermoptera; Cynocephalidae
Product: cholesterol side-chain cleavage enzyme, mitochondrial
Exons: 9
Coding region: 1-1566 (521 amino acids)
Biological process (GO): glucocorticoid biosynthetic process; cholesterol metabolic process; cellular response to peptide hormone stimulus
Cellular component (GO): mitochondrial inner membrane
Molecular function (GO): heme binding; iron ion binding; cholesterol monooxygenase (side-chain-cleaving) activity
Source: RefSeq, a predicted model, not a curated record
AUGAUGGCCAGGGGCCUUCCUUUGCGCUCAGUCCUGGUCAAAGGCUGCCAGCCCCUCCUGAGCAAUCCCCGGGAGAGCCCGGGACAUCCCAAGGUGCCCACUGGUGAUGGAGCCGGCAUCUCCACUUACAGCCCUCGCCCCUUCAGUGAGAUCCCUUCCCCUAGUGACAAUGGCUGGCUAAACCUGUACCAUUUCUGGAGGAAGAAGGGCACACACAAAGUCCACUAUCACCACAUCCAGAAUUUCCAGAAGUAUGGCCCCAUUUACAGGGAGAAACUUGGCAACGUGGAAUCGGUUUAUAUCAUCGACCCUGAAGACGUGGCCCUUCUCUUUAAGUCUGAGGGUCCCAGCCCGGAACGAUAUCUCGUCCCCCCUUGGGUUGCCUAUCACCAGCAUUACAAGAGACCCAUCGGAGUCCUGUUCAAGAAGUCGGGAGCCUGGAAGAAAGACCGGGUGGUCCUGAACCAGGAGGUGAUGGCUCCAGAGACCAUCAAGAACUUCAUACCCCUGCUGGACUCAGUGUCUCAGGACUUCGUCAGCGUCAUACACAGGCGCAUUGAGCAGCAGGGCUCUGGAAAGUUCUCAGGGGACAUCAGUGAGGACCUGUUCCGCUUUGCAUUUGAGUCCAUCACCAAUGUCAUAUUUGGGGAGCGCCUGGGGAUGCUGGAGGAGAUAGUGGAUCCAGAGGCCCAGAAGUUCAUUGAUGCUGUAUACCAGAUGUUCCACACCAGUGUCCCAAUGCUCAGCCUCCCCCCAGACCUGUUUCGUCUGUUCAGGACCAAGACCUGGAGGGACCAUGCAGCCGCAUGGGACAUAAUUUUCAGUAAAGCUGACAAAUACACCCAGAACUUCUACUGGGACUUGAGACAGAAAAGGCACUUUAGCAACAACUACCCUGGCAUCCUUUACAGCCUCCUGGGAAGUAACAAGCUGCCCUUUGAGGACAUCAAGGCCAACAUUACUGAGAUGUUGGCAGGAGGUGUGGACACGACAUCCAUGACCCUGCAGUGGAACUUAUAUGAGAUGGCACGCAGCCUGAGGGUUCAGGAGAUGCUGCGGGCAGAGGUCCUUGCCGCCCGGCGCCAGGCCCAGGGAGACACAGCCAUGAUGCUGCAGUUGGUCCCGCUCCUCAAAGCCAGCAUCAAGGAGACGCUGAGACUGCACCCCAUCUCCGUGACUCUGCAGAGAUAUCUUGCAAACGACAUAGUUCUUCAAAAUUACAUGAUUCCUGCCAAGACACUGGUACAGGUGGCCAACUACGCCCUGGGCCGAGAACCCACCUUUUUCUCCAAGCCGGAGACUUUUGACCCAAACCGAUGGCUGGAAAAAGACAAGAACACCACCCACUUCCGGAACCUGGGCUUUGGCUGGGGUGUACGGCAGUGUGUGGGCCGGAGGAUAGCCGAGCUCGAGAUGACCCUCUUCCUCAUCCAUAUGCUGGAGAACUUCAGAAUUGAAAUCCAACAUCUCAGCGAUGUGGGCACCACGUUCAACCUCAUCCUGAUGCCUGACAGGCCCAUUGUCUUCACCUUCUGGCCCUUGAGCAGGCGCCCACCCCAGGCGUGA